AUGCGCGGGGCCGUCCCCAGGCUCAGCCUGACGCUGCUGGCGGCGGAGAGCGGCGCCCGGCUCUGUGCCAUCAUCCACUACCUUGUCCGUGGGCAGCUGGGCUGGUUCGGGCUGACCAUCGCCUGCCUGGUGCCCGGCUACGCCGCCCAGCUCCUCAGCAUCCUCUGGUUCCGGGCAGACGGACACGCACCGGGCUGCUGGCUCCUGGCGCUCCACCUCCUGCAGCUGGGCCUCUGGAAGCGGUACUGGGAUGUUCUGCGGGCGGCGGCGGCGGAGACGGGCGGCGCUGCCGGGGAGGUGCUGGCUCAGCUCGGGGAUGUUUGUGUGCUGCGGCUCCUGGAGGCCCUGCUGCAGACCCUGCCUCACCUUCUGCUCCAGGCCUAUGUCGUGGUGGCCGUGGACCCAGCAGGCUUCAUCCCUGGUGUCAGUGCAGGGCUGUCCCUGCUGUCCCUGGCCUGGGCUUUGGUCUCCUACAGCUACUGCACCUGCCUGCUGAAGCCUGGGCACCUGAGCCCGCCGGCCGCCGUCAUCCUGUGCCUGCUGCUCUGGAGGACAGGGAUGCUGGGCACCCGGGUCCUGGCCCUGGUGCUCUUUGCCAGGCUCUAUUCCUUCUGGGUUUUCGCUGUGGCAGGGGUCCACUGGCUGCUCAUGUCCUUCUGGCUGGGGGCCCAGCAGACCGAUAUCGUGGCCCAGCCGUGCCACUGGAGGCUCUUCAACUGCCUGCUGGGAGCUGUGUACAUCUUCUGCUACAUCAACGUCAGGCCCGGCCCCUCCAAGUCCAGGGUGGCCAUAUUUUAUGCAAUAAUGCUGAUGGAGAACACACUCCUGCUGCUCUUGGGCACCCGGUUUCUGCAGGUGGAGCUGAGGAACAGCCUGACUGUGACUGGAGCUGUCAUGUCAGGGUCUGUAAUAGGUGCCACAGCUCUGGUGAUUUACUACAGCCUACUCCAUCCCAAGUCCACAGAGAUCUGGCAGGGAUUCCUGGAGACAAUCUGCAGUGCUGCAGCACCUGGGGAUGAGGAAGUGUCUGGAGAGAGCUCCCAGGCUGGGCAGAGUUCAGGGGCUUUGGGAGAUGAAGGGUCCUUGCCAGGGGAAGGGACCAAGACAGAGCCCAAAAACGAGACCAGCUCAUCGCUGCUGCAGUCCAAAGGGUGUUUGGAGGACAGCUGGACAGACCAUCACCACUGGCUGCUGGUGAAGCUGGCCUUGAAGACAGGAGAUCUGUCCGUGAUCAACGCAGCUUUCGGAGAUGGUGGCGUGGGAGAGGCUUUUCCUGGAGGAUGGGUGAUGGAGAAACCCCCUGGUGUUGAGCCUGGGACAAACCUUUCCCUCCCCAUGAGGGACAUCCAUCCCUCUGGGCUGGCAGUGGGGAAUGGAGGAGGCAUCAAACCCAGUGCUGGCACUCUGGGAAUGGCACAGGAGGAUGGAGCAGGGCAGGAGCCUGAUUUUCCCCCAUCCACAUCCCAUGCCAGUGGCUUCUCCCCGGAUUCAACCGAGAGCUCCUCUGUGUAUUUCAGUGCAAGUGCAGGAGGCGUCGCCUCGCCUGGGACAGGGACAGCCACAGCCACAGCCACGAGCACAGCCCUGGUGCAAAGGGACAGCAAAGCUCAGCCUCCCCCAGGCUGCCUGGGAGAAGGAGGAGGAGGAAGAGGAAGGGAUUUAUCCCUUGGGAUGGCCAGCAUCAGCCCAAUCUUGGGUGCUUGUCCCCACAGGUGUUUGCAGAGAAGCUCUUCCUUCGGCAACACAGGCAGCUGUGGGGUGGCAGGUCCCCCCAAAGAGGGCUCAGAGCCCACAGGGACAGAGGGUGCCCUUGUGGGGUGCCAUCACCUUUGGGACACCCACCCUUGUGGCCCGCAGGGGACUGUGGUGAGGAGCAAGCUGAGGUCACCGUGCUUCACCUCCACCCCCAAGGCCAGCUCUAAAUGCCCUCAGCGAGGACUGGGGGAGCUGGGAGAGGGGACAGACCUGUCUGGGGUCCCAAAGUGACCCUGUGAAUGGCUGCACUGUCACCUUGGGUCAGCCUUGGGGUGGCUGUCUCAUCAAGAGGCUAUGGCAGGAGGUGGUGGGACGAAGACUGUCCCCACGGUUCCCCUGCCAUGGGGCAGAUGUGCUCCUCCGUCACUGAUCAUCACCUGCCCUCCCAGUACAUCUUCUACAGGCAGGCUUGAAGAACUUCAAAAGCCUUAAAAAGCCCUAGAAGUCCAGGGCUGGUUAUUUGUUGAGCUUAUUUAUGUCACAGACCUG
Molecule: messenger RNA, 2244 nt
Organism: Poecile atricapillus (Black-capped chickadee)
Lineage: Eukaryota; Metazoa; Chordata; Aves; Passeriformes; Paridae
Gene: XKR5
Product: XK related 5
Exons: 7
Coding region: 1-1986 (661 amino acids)
Biological process (GO): apoptotic process involved in development; engulfment of apoptotic cell; phosphatidylserine exposure on apoptotic cell surface
Cellular component (GO): plasma membrane
Source: RefSeq, a predicted model, not a curated record